UGAACAUAAAAUAUUUUGUACAGGAUAAACACGAAUCCACGAUCUGUCUAAAUUAGCUCGAGUGCUUUGUGUGUAUAGGCCUGGAAUCUUAAAAUAAAGUUGAAGUGAUAUAAUUUGGUGACGUAGAGUCCAAAACUUUUCUGGUGAAUUCGGAUAUUAAUAGGGCUGCUUUGUGGCGUAGGAUUAAAAAUGUUGAUGACGUAGUGUGUAGAAUUUGAUGACGUAGUGUGUAGAAUUUGAUCACAUAAUGAGUAGAAUUUCGCGACGUGGUGCUUAGACUUUGAUGACGUAGUGUGUAGAAUUUGAUGGCGUUGUGUGUAGAAUUUGAUGACGUAGUGUGUAGAAUUUGAUGACGUUGUGUGUAGAAUUUGAUGACGUAGUGUUUAGAAUUUGAUGACGUUGUGUGUAGAAUUUGAUGAUUUAGUGCUUAGACUUUGAUGACGUAGUGCUUAGACUUUGAUGACGUAGUGUGGACUCUGGACGCACCAUGCGACUCGUCCAACAUCUGAGAGCCACAUGGCAGACGUGGCUGGUUCUUAUCCUGCCGGUGCUGCUCUGCCCGAUGAUUUUUCCGUUUUCUCAGAGAAGUCAGGAACUCAAAUGCGGCUAUGUGGUGGUGUUGAUGACUGUUUACUGGAUCACCGAGUCACUUCCGCUUCCGGUUACCGCCCUCAUCCCCAUCGUGUUAUUGCCCUUGCUGGGCGUGGUGUCCUCUUCAAGACUUUGUAAAGUAUUUUUUGAGGACAUAAUUUUUCUACUGCUGGGUGGGAUCAUCGUUGCCAUAGCAAUAGAGGAGACUGGUCUCCACAAGAGGUUUGCCCUGAGAAUUUUAAUGGCCAUUGGUGUCCAGCCGAGAAGGCUGCUGUUCGGCAUCAUGGUGACCACCGCCUUCAUCUCGAUGUGGAUCAGCAACACGGCCACCACGGCCAUGAUGAUGCCAGUGACGCGAGCCCUGCUGGUCAAGAUGUUCGCGACCACUAGGAAGGUCCAGAGUGGCACGGUGUGUCCGGCGGCUGAAGGUCAAGGUGAAAGUACAAACACCGAAAGGGAGACAAUUUUUUAUACACAAGUCACAGAGCGAAUAACUCCAGGUGUUGAUGGCACUGAGUAUAGCCAGCCAAUCAACGGCCUACAAACAAUAGAAGAUCCGCAGCUCAUCACUACCAUUGACCAAUCGGAAAUUUCGAAACCCAGCACUUCGGCAGACACAGAGGACGACGAUGACCAAUUGAGCAACCUUGACCCCGAGAGCUUGUCCACCUAA
Physella acuta is the source of this 1264-nucleotide messenger RNA. RefSeq names its product Na(+)/dicarboxylate cotransporter 3-like. Gene Ontology annotation, cellular component: plasma membrane. NCBI's taxonomy places the organism in Eukaryota, Metazoa, Mollusca, Gastropoda, Physidae. The record is from RefSeq and is a predicted model, not a curated record. Gene Ontology annotation, biological process: transmembrane transport. Gene Ontology annotation, molecular function: transmembrane transporter activity.